GAAACACUGUAUUUAAGCAGUCAAAGUUCCUCAUCCUGGAAUACUCAGAUGCUCAAUCACAGCUGAAGACUCUUCUGAGCAUUCCAGACAGCAGACUGUCAGCCUAAAACCAUAUUCUACAGGCUUUCAACAGGAUCCCUGAGCUGAGAUGUGUGUCAGUCACUGCUCCAAGUGUGUGGGAAUGGCUCUGAUCCCGAUAGCCAUCGUCUGCAUGGUGGCAAAUGUGCUGCUGUUGUUUCCUGACAUGAAGUAUCAGUACCUGACAGAGCGUCAUGUGACCAGAGAGGCCAUAUGGUGCUCUGGUAUAUGGUCAUCUGGCCUUCUGGUGCUUGUGGCUGCUCGAGGCUUUACAACACACUACGAAAAGAAAGGAUGUUGUUAUUUUACUGCUGAGGUUUUGCGUAAGUUGGGAUACACAUGUUUGGUCAUUGUGGCAGCUGGGUUCUGUUUCGUGGUCAGUGGGAUGGGGCUGGUGCGGGGACCCCUCUGUUUACACAAUGGCACUGAAGGCCUAAAGUGGGAACGGCCAUUAAAAAAAGUCAAUAUUGGAGAGGAGCUGUAUCUGUAUGAUCCGGAGCGGUGGGCAUCAGCCUGUGAGGAACCUCGAGGUGUCGUGAUCUGGAAUAUUGUUCUUUUCUCUGUUCUCAUGGCAGCAAGCGGCCUUGAGUUCAUCUUCUGCGCUCUGCAUCUCCUCACCGCCUUACUGGAGUUCAUGUGUGGACCCGGCUUCUGGAAGAAUAAGGUUGUUCCUGCUUGAAAUGACUAGAGGUUCUAUUAUUUUCAUCUGCAUGUGAGAAUGACUUUCAGCUAUGACUACUUAACUUAUUUUAAACAGAGAAAAAAUAGAAAUGAGAAGUGGAUUAGGAAAGCCAGUUUUCACAUCCCUGAAUCUUUUACUACACUGUCAUCACGCAAGUCCAUGUUCCUGUUGCUCAGCUGGUUCAGCAUGAUGCUGAACAAAUAUAAAUAAGCUAUUUAAAACAUAUAUGUAAAAACAUAUAUGUAUAAAAUAUAUAAUUAAUAUAUUGUGAUAUAUUCUCAGAACGCACUUUAAUUUUUAUGCAUAUUCAAUAUAUAUGUGUGUAAUUAUAUGUAUGUGAUAUAAUACAGUUGAUACUGAAAUGCUGUGUUAAAAUGUUCUAUUUAUUGUUUAAUUUCUACAAGAUUAAAAUUGUAUGUUCGGUGUGUAAAA
Molecule: messenger RNA, 1192 nt
Organism: Megalobrama amblycephala (Wuchang bream)
Lineage: Eukaryota; Metazoa; Chordata; Actinopteri; Cypriniformes; Xenocyprididae
Product: transmembrane 4 L6 family member 1
Exons: 6
Coding region: 149-757 (202 amino acids)
Cellular component (GO): membrane
Source: RefSeq, a predicted model, not a curated record